Meloidogyne enterolobii is the source of this 1524-nucleotide messenger RNA. The record is from the annotation of a GenBank genome assembly. Lineage: Eukaryota; Metazoa; Nematoda; Chromadorea; Rhabditida; Meloidogynidae.
UCUCAAACCCAAAAAAAUGAUUCAUGAUGAUUUUUACGACACUUCCAAUGAUUAUUUAUUUGCGACUGAAAAUCAGGAAAUUGUGGAUUCUCCAAGUGUUACACUUGAUGAACAGACCCAAAAUGAUCAAUUACUACCUAAAAUCAAGGAUAAACCAGAAAAUUGUUCAAAUUUACCAAAUAACGACGAAAAUGAAGAUGAACUCAAUUCAGCAAUUCCAUCCUCCGAAACAAUUUCAAUUUUAAAAAAAUAUUUUGGAUUUUCAAAAUUUCGUCCUUUACAAUACCAAAUUGUCCAUUCAGCAAUUCUAAAAAGGGAUCAACUUGUUGUGAUGUCCACUGGCUAUGGAAAAAGUAUUUGCUAUCAAAUGCCUGCUCUUUUACAAGAAGGACUUAUUACUUUGGUUGUUAGCCCGCUAAUAUCUUUAAUGGAAGAUCAAGUGUUUGCUUUACAACAAGCAGGAAUUGAAGCAGCUUAUUUGGGAGGAAAUUCAAAUAUACCUCGUGAUGUUAUUUUCGACCAAAUUAGAAUGAAUAAAUUGAAAAUUUUGUAUAUUACACCAGAAAUGUAUGAAUGUUCGCCAAGCUAUGUUGAUCGAAUUGCUCAAUUUGUUGGCCUCUUGGCUGUAGACGAAGCUCACUGUAUCUCUGCUUGGGGACACGAAUUUAGACCUGGCUAUAGAACAAUUGCAAAUAUGAGAAAAUCUUUACCUAAAGUCCCAGUUAUGGCCUUAACUGCUACAGCAACAGAACCCGUUAGAAAUGAUAUUGUGGAAAAUUUGAGGCUGGUAUCGCCUAAAAUUACUGUGACAGGUUUUGAUAGAAAAAAUCUUUUCAUUGAAGUCAAGAAACGAACACAAUCGCUCACUUUCCAAAGAGCCGUUCAAAACGAUUUGGAAUCCCUUUUAAUUGAAGAUCCCAAACUUGGGUUACAUUUUGGUGGCUCUACUAUAAUUUAUUGUCAAAGUAGAGAUCAUGUAAAUCAAAUAACAGAACAAUUAAGAAAAAUAGGAGUUCGUGCAGUAGGUUAUCAUGCAGCAAUGUCAAAUAAACAAAGAGAAAAAUCCCAUAAAGAAUUUUUAACAGAAAAGGCAACAACAUGUGUUGCAACAAUUGCUUUUGGAAUGGGAAUUGAUAAAAGAGAUGUUAGAAAAGUUAUACAUUAUGGAUCACCUGGAAAUAUUGAAAGUUAUUAUCAAGAAAUUGGAAGAGCUGGACGUGAUGGAUUCCCUAGUAGAUGCAUAGUAUUUUACUCUAAUAGUGAUAUGCUUAUACACAAGUUUGUUUAAAGUUUAUUUUGUUUUUUAAUUUGUGGACGAAACUUGCGGCGGAUGGUCUUGCGGACGAUGUCAUCCUCCUCAACUUGAAAUUUUUUUGAGACCUCAGUGACCAUUAAGUAAUCCGCUCUUUUCGAUUUUUCAAACCCCAACUUGACACAAAUUCGUAUCCUGUGUAUAGAAUACUUCUUAAAAAUCGUUUGAAUGGGACAAUAUAUGAAUAGGAUAUUCUGAAUUAAAAAUUUGGC